GCAGCGGAGAGAGUAUCAAGUCACGUGGACGUGAAGCUCAAACGAUCAACGUGCUAGCGUCGACAUCACAAGAUGAUACAGCAACGCAACAUGGGAUUGAACAUAAAGCCAGAGAAAGCAGUGGUCUUACAACAAAACCACCCAGAGAUGACAGCAAUGUUCAAAUCAGUUUCAACCAGCAGGAUUAUGAAGAUCUGUCAUUCUCAGUUCAACAAGAUGAUUCCAAUGGAAGAGAGUUCAUAUCCUUGAGUAAUAAGCCAUCAACAUCCGUGGCUGCGAUGUUAUACAACAACUACAAGAUAUUGUUGCUCACUCUGUCUCAAAGUCUUCUUUCUUCUGAUGUUAUAAAACUCAAAGACUGGGCAAGUGAGAAAUUUUCGAUUGAGAGAGCUCAAAAUACUACAGAUGUUUUCUUUAAACUCGAUGAAAAAGGAGUUAUUAACGCGGAGGAUUUAAAUCAACUUCGUUCUUUUUUUCAAUCCAUCGUCAGAUAUGAUCUUCUGCACAUGAUUGAUAUAUUCCUUCUUGGUGACUAUAGUCUACUUCGGCUUGUACCAGGCCCGAGUAUUCGCGAAGCAAGUCGCGCCAAAUCAAGAUAUUGGGAUGUGAGUGCCAUCAAUGGAGAGAUCCUCACUCCAGAUUAUUCAGUCAGCCUAAUUCCUAGACGUGAUGACCGGAAUGCUGCAAUUUCAGGGAAACUAUCGAACAACACAACCACUAAACACACACAGAAUUCCACUUUUCUAACCUCCGAGAAACAGUCAAAUACCGUCCCCCAUUCCAAACUAUCCUUUAGAUGUCGAAAUGGAAAUCAACCCACGGCACACGAACAACAAGAAUUUAUACCUGUUACAACUGGAGUUACUGAUGUGGUUGCCUCUGAAAGCUCUCUUUCCCACGAGAGGAGAAGAAUGACAGCAAACCCAUUGAUAAAAACAAACCAAUCACUACCAAACAACAACCGAAACCUUCAAACAUUUGGUAGCAAUGGUUUAAAACACUCCAAACCCCAACGUCGUGAUACAGAGAGAAACAACGGCUUCAAUACUCGCAACCCCGACACCUCUCACAACCACCAGGCUCUUGACCAGGAUGAUAAUUGGCUCUGCAGUCAUUAUAAACGACACUGUUACGUGAAAUUUGAGUGUUGUGAUAAAUUUUGGCCAUGCCAUCGUUGCCAUAACAACCAAAGCAAAUGCGGGAGAAAGAAACUAAAGUCACGUGACACAAAGAUGGUGAAGUGUGUUUAUUGUGACAAAGAGCAACCAUUUGGAGAGUUUUGCUGUAAUUGUAAUGCAAAAUUUGCAAAUUAUUUCUGUGGUUUAUGUUUGCACUUAACUGGUAAAGAUGACCAUCCUUAUCAUUGUGAAAAAUGUGGAAUCUGCAGAAUUCAUGGUGAUCGAUCUUUCCAUUGCGAUGUUUGUGGUGUGUGUCUGGAUGUCCAACUUCGAGGAAAUCAUAAAUGUCGUGAAGGAUCUGCUCAUGAUGAAUGUUGCAUAUGUUUGGAGGAUGCCUUCACAGGAUGUCAAAUUCUGCCGUGUUCUCAUAAAGUGCACAAAGAAUGUGCAACUCAAAUGAUCAGAAGUGGAAUGUAA
Messenger RNA from Dendronephthya gigantea, 1595 nucleotides. Its product is annotated as zinc finger protein BRUTUS-like At1g74770. The record is from RefSeq and is a predicted model, not a curated record. Gene Ontology annotation, cellular component: nucleus. The transcript is spliced from 5 exons. Gene Ontology annotation, biological process: ubiquitin-dependent protein catabolic process; protein ubiquitination; regulation of apoptotic process. Bases 279 to 1595 code for a protein of 438 amino acids. Gene Ontology annotation, molecular function: protein binding; zinc ion binding; ubiquitin protein ligase activity. NCBI's taxonomy places the organism in Eukaryota, Metazoa, Cnidaria, Anthozoa, Malacalcyonacea, Nephtheidae.